Phlebotomus argentipes is the source of this 2980-nucleotide messenger RNA. It is a transcript of the gene Wdr33, whose product is annotated as pre-mRNA 3' end processing protein WDR33. The coding region runs from base 353 to 2755 and encodes 800 amino acids. The transcript is spliced from 8 exons. Gene Ontology annotation, molecular function: protein binding. The record is from RefSeq and is a predicted model, not a curated record. Gene Ontology annotation, cellular component: mRNA cleavage and polyadenylation specificity factor complex. NCBI's taxonomy places the organism in Eukaryota, Metazoa, Arthropoda, Insecta, Diptera, Psychodidae.
UGCUUUAUGGGGCAGAUUUAACAUGGCUGCUCAGUAGUGUCGUGGUUGAUUGUACUUUUUCUACAUUCUUCAAAAUCUCUGAAAAAUUGUAUAUACUUCCCCGAUUUAAACAUCAUCAUUGAAGAGCGCUUGCAGUAUUCUUUACAUUAAAUGUGGAAUUUGUCCGAGAGAGUCGUGGAAACGUGGAAAAAUCACCGAUAGAAAAAAACGCACGCCAUCGCGAGAGUCACUGCGAAGUUUUCAAGGAAAAAUACUAGUCUGGUUGAUGGAUUGCAUGGCGCAGCUGUUUUUAUCUAGUGUUUAAUUCGGUGAUUUGUAGUAUUGCAAAACCAAAAAGUAAGUUUAGGGAGAGAUGGAGUUCGCCCAGCCACCGCCGCCGAACAUGGGUGCUCCGCCACCGCCAUCUGGCAUAAACUAUUCGAUGCCGCCACCGGGAGUGCCCCGAUCGUUCCAAGGUGGCAUGAUGGGUGGCGCCGGACGACCUGGACAGCCCUACUACCGCGGCAUGUCGGGUUUUCCACGAGGUCCUGGCGGAAUGCCCAUGAGUCAGGAUGAUUUCGAUGGAAAGCGCCUCCGGAAGAGCGUCAUGCGGAAGACCGUGGACUACAAUGCUUCCAUUAUUCGAUCCUUAGAAAAUCGCAUUUGGCAGCGAGAUAAUCGAGAUCGGAGAGCACUUCAGCCUGAGAGCAUCUACACACCUGAACUCCUGCCACCGCCAAGCUACAUGGAUAACCCCAGCAACUCCGUGACAACGAAAUUCGUGAAGACAGCCACAAACAAGAUGAAGUGCCCCAUCUUCACCCUAGCCUGGACGCCAGAGGGACGACGUCUCGUCACUGGAGCCAGUUCCGGAGAGUUCACCUUGUGGAAUGGACUUACAUUCAACUUUGAGACAAUCCUGCAGGCUCAUGAUGCUCCCGUCCGGACGAUGGUGUGGUCACAUAAUGACAACUGGAUGGUGACUGGCGAUCAUGGUGGUUACGUUAAGUACUGGCAAUCAAAUAUGAACAACGUGAAAAUGUAUCAGGCUCACAAGGAACCGAUUCGUGGCAUAAGCUUUAGUCCUUCGGAUAAUAAAUUUGCCACGUGUAGCGAUGAUGGGACACUGCGAGUCUUCGAUUUCUAUCGGUGUGUCGAAGAGAGAGUGCUCAGAGGUCACGGAGCAGAUGUAAAGUGUGUCCAUUGGCAUCCCCAGAAGGCUCUCAUUGUGUCAGGAAGCAAGGAUAAUCAGCAACCAAUAAAGCUGUGGGAUCCCAAGAGUGGUCAAGCUCUAGCCACACUGCAUGCUCACAAGUCCACUGUGAUGGAUCUCAAGUGGAAUGACAAUGGCAACUGGCUCGUCACUGCCUCCAGAGAUCACUUGCUGAAGCUUUUCGACUUGCGCAACUUGAGUGAAGAAGUACAAAUAUUCCGUGGCCACAAGAAGGAGGCGAGCGCCGUGUCUUGGCAUCCAAUUCACGAGGGUCUCUUCAGCUCUGGGGGUUCAGAUGGAUCCGUGUUGUUCUGGAAUGUGGGAACGGACAAAGAGGUGGGUGCCAUUGAUGCGGCGCAUGACAGUAUUGUGUGGACUCUUGCAUGGCAUCCACUCGGUCACAUCCUCUGUUCCGGCUCCAAUGAUCACACCAUCAAGUUCUGGACGAGAAAUCGUCCUGGUGAUCAAAUGCGAGAUCGCUACAACUUGAAUACACUUCCGGCGAGUCUUCAAGGCUACGAUGACUGUGAAAUUGAUGAUCACGUUGUGAUCCCCGGAAUGGGUCUCGAGGACAAGGCUGACUUCACUGAGAGCUUGACGGCAGAACGUGACUAUAUACCAGGGCUGGAUUUGGAGCCCGAUUAUGAUCGGCACAGGGAGAAGAGGCCCUACAGCAAGCCCAUUCCGCGCAAGUUCCAGGCGCAAUGGAACGACACGGGUAAAAUGGACGAGGAAUCAGCAUCACAGGAGAUUAAGGAAGUCAUUACACAAAUUGUGGAGAACACACCCGGUGCUGUGGCACAGCAGAAAGGUCCACCGUCAGCGAUGCUUGUAUAUGGAAAGAUAAUUCAAAUCCUGCCUGGCACUCCACUCGAAGCGGCAGUUCUCGAGGGAUCUACUGCCCUCAAUAACUUCAUCAGUUCAGGAGAGAUUGAAGAAUUGAAGGAUCUUCUGCCGCAAGCUGAUGAGACGACAGAGAAGGAGAGCACAACUGAGGAGUCUGAGCAGCAAGAUGGUGAAGCACCGCCAGCAAAACGCGCGAUGAUUGAUCACAAUGUGCAGCUCAUCUAUGAGAAGAUAUCAUCCCCAGUCAUUCCUUCCCUCAUGGACCUCAAGUUGGAUGCUGUGAAUCUUCCGGCCAGCUCAGGUCCGCCCACGUAUGACAGAGAUCGCCUGAGGAAUGGCACUGGAGAGCCCGUGGCGGCACUCACUAGUCCCUGGCAGCAGACGGCCGCUGGUCAAGCUGCCGCCGCUGCCGCGGCAGCAACUCCAGUCGCCGCGAGUCCCUGGGCAUUUGGACAAGCGCCGCAGUCCCUCAAUGAGGUCACCAUGAACUUCCGCAGUAAUCUCAAUACAGCCGCCUUUGGGCCCGCCGUCACCGGUCAGCCGCCAGCUGAUUGGACAAACGGAAGCGCGGCCCCGCGAAAUGGGCGAGACAGUCGGGGUCGAAACGGCGCCAGCACCAGCAGUGGAAACGGAAGUGCCAACAGUCGUCGGACGGGAUCCUCUACCACGUCAGGGGAUCGUAGUCGCAGAUCCGGCGGCCGAUGGGGCAGACGCUGAACUGAACGUUUUAACAAUCCACAUAAUGUCCAUUUUUACAAUUGCUUGUACAACACGUCAUGGCAAGGAAUUUAGUUUAAUGGCGUACGAAAGGUUCGGUUAAGCGAGAAGUAACAGAAACAGCGGAUAAAAUGAGACCGCUUUAAGAUAUCGUAGAUUUUCAAUUGCCCAUGGUGUAUGUAUUCUAUUAAAUUCUAGCAAAAUCAAACAUUUAUCUUUUCAAUU